Lutra lutra (Eurasian river otter) is the source of this 1391-nucleotide messenger RNA. RefSeq names its product CD40 molecule (gene CD40). Gene Ontology annotation, molecular function: protein binding; signaling receptor activity; antigen binding. Gene Ontology annotation, cellular component: external side of plasma membrane; CD40 receptor complex. The record is from RefSeq and is a predicted model, not a curated record. Lineage: Eukaryota; Metazoa; Chordata; Mammalia; Carnivora; Mustelidae. Bases 69 to 974 code for a protein of 301 amino acids. Gene Ontology annotation, biological process: positive regulation of endothelial cell apoptotic process; inflammatory response; positive regulation of angiogenesis. The transcript is spliced from 9 exons.
CGGGCUAGGGGAGUUACUAGGGGCCCGGUGCCCGCGCCCCUACUCCGCCGCCUGGCAUUCACCUCGCCAUGGUUCUUCUGCCUCUGCGCUGUGUCUUCUGGGGCUCCUUGUUGACCGCCGUCCACCCAGAAUACACUGCAUGCAGAGAAAAGCAAUACCCAGUAAACACCCAGUGCUGUAAUUUGUGUCCUCCAGGACAGAAACUGGUGAGCGACUGCACACAGACCAUCGACACAGAAUGCACUCAUUGCAAAGAAGGCGAAUUCCUAGGCACUUGGAACUCAGAGAGACACUGUCACCAGCACAAAUACUGUGACCCCAACCUAGGGCUCCGGGUCCAGAGAGAGGGCACCUCAGAAACAGACACCACUUGCACGUGCCAUGAAGGUCUCCACUGUACCAGCGAGGCCUGUGAAAGCUGCACCGCGCACAGCCUGUGCCCCCCUGGCCUGGGAGUCAAGCAGAUCGUUCCUUUGCGAGCCGGACAGGUGGUCCACUGUGAUGACGAAUGCCGCCUCCUUCUUCCAGCUACAGAGGUUUCUGAUACCAUCUGCGAUCCCUGCCCCGUCGGCUUCUUCUCUAAUGUGUCAUCUGCUUUGGAAAAGUGUCACCCUUGGACAAGCUGUGAGACCAAAGGCCUGAUGGAGAUUCAGGAGGGGACGAACAAGACGGAUGUUGUCUGUGGUCCCCCACCUCGGAUGAGAGCCUUGGUGGUGAUCCCCAUCACCAUGGGGAUCCUGCUUGCUGUCCUGUUGGUGUCCGCCUGUGUCAGUGAGUCCCCAGGAAAGGUGGCCAAGGAGCCAGAGAAUAAGGUUAUGUGGAAGGACCACAGGGAGGACCCCGUGGAGGACGUGGAGGAAUUUCCUGUCCCUCUCCACUCCAUUGCUCCGGUGCAGGAGACCUUACACGGGUGCCAGCCGGUGACCCAGGAGGACGGCAAAGAGAGUCGCAUCUCUGUGCAGGAGAGAGUAUGAGGCAGUGCGCUCCCAGGAGUGUGGCCGCAGGGGAAGACGGGCGCGUGGCCGCAGAGCCUGGAGCUGCUGCUCCAGCUGCUGCGCUGGGCGGCAAGGGGCAGGGCAACCCCUGCGCAUCGCUGAGGUGCAGAAUCAGAGAACCUUCCACCCCAGCCCUGGAGUCCAUUCGGUCUCCCAACUUGCUGUUAAAGAUGGAGCUGAAACUUUUUGGCGGCCGUAGAGUAAUAUCCACCAAACCCUCGAAACCAGCACUUCAGCACCCAGAGAUGUACCCUGGUGGUUUCUACGAGCCCAGGAAGACGCGUACGCGAAUAUCCAUUGUGGCGUUGCUUGUGACAGUGGACAGCUAGAAGCCACUUAACUGUCCAUCGGCAGGGGACUGGAUAAAUAAAAUUAUAAUAUAUUUAUACAACAGGA